Acipenser ruthenus (sterlet) is the source of this 1949-nucleotide messenger RNA. RefSeq names its product UDP-N-acetyl-alpha-D-galactosamine:polypeptide N-acetylgalactosaminyltransferase 2 (gene galnt2). The transcript is spliced from 16 exons. Gene Ontology annotation, cellular component: Golgi apparatus. NCBI's taxonomy places the organism in Eukaryota, Metazoa, Chordata, Actinopteri, Acipenseriformes, Acipenseridae. The coding region runs from base 226 to 1911 and encodes 561 amino acids. The record is from RefSeq and is a predicted model, not a curated record.
ACUGCUACACACCCAGCCCCUUUCUCCUCGGUGUCUGCAACGUGUGAUUAGAUUAUCGAGCUGCUUGCCCUUUCCCCUUUAACCCGGUGAUGCUGGCUGUUUCCUGCUGUGGACCUCUCCACACUGCCCUAUUUCUGCUUACACUGGAAUACAGCUGAACGCAGAGCGACAGCAGUGCUCCUAUCAAAGCUAGAAAAUCUGUCAAUACGCGUCUACACCACAGCAAUGCGAAGGAAAUCAAGGAUAUUAUUGUGUUUUGCCGUUCUAUGGGUCCUCGGCAUCGCAUAUUACUUUUAUUCGGGAACAGCGAUGAACAGAAAGGAUAACUGGAAUGGCAGUGAGUCUUUGAAAAGGAAAGAAACGCACAGCAGCAAUGCAGAAGACAAAGCACACAGUUUGGAGACACUACCUCCAGGGAAAAGGAGGUGGCAGGACUUUAACCAGGAAUUGUAUGUUGGUGCUACUGUAGUCAAACCUGGCCAGGAUCCUUAUGCUCGCAAUAAAUUUAACCAAGUUGAGAGUGACAAGCUACAAAUGGAUAGAGGUGUACCAGACACAAGACAUGAUCAUUGUCGACAUAAACUGUGGCAGACUGAUUUACCAGCAACCAGCGUUGUCAUCACCUUCCACAAUGAGGCUCGAUCUGCUUUGCUGCGUACUGUUGUCAGUGUUCUUAAGAAAAGCCCAGCGCAUCUUAUCAAAGAAAUUAUAUUAGUUGAUGAUUACAGUGACAACGCUGAAGAUGGUGCUUUGUUGGCAAAGAUAGAAAAAGUGCGGAUACUCAGAAAUGAUCGACGGGAAGGUUUGAUGCGAUCUCGCGUGAGGGGUGCAGAUGCUGCAGUAGCCAAGGUGUUAACAUUCCUUGACAGCCACUGUGAAUGCAAUGAACACUGGUUGGAGCCAUUGCUAGAGAGGGUAGCAGAGGAUAAAACGAGAGUUGUAUCUCCUAUCAUCGAUGUUAUAAAUAUGGAUAAUUUCCAGUAUGUAGGUGCCUCAGCAGACCUAAAAGGCGGGUUUGACUGGAACCUUGUGUUUAAAUGGGAUUACAUGACUCCUGAACAAAGAAGAGUGCGUCAGGGAAAUCCAAUUGCACCAAUAAAGACACCAAUGAUAGCUGGUGGUCUCUUUGUUAUGGACAAAGAUUACUUUGAAGAACUGGGAAAGUAUGACAUGAUGAUGGAUGUCUGGGGUGGUGAAAAUUUAGAGAUCUCGUUUCGUGUAUGGCAAUGUGGCGGAAGUCUGGAAAUCAUUCCUUGUAGCCGGGUAGGCCAUGUGUUCCGCAAACAACAUCCUUACACCUUCCCAGGAGGAAGUGGGACAGUAUUUGCCAGGAACACCCGGAGGGCAGCAGAGGUUUGGAUGGAUGAAUUUAAAAAUUUCUACUAUGCAGCAGUGCCAUCAGCUCGAAACGUCCCUUAUGGGAAUAUCCAGAGCAGGCUAGAAAUGAAAAAGCGACUUGGCUGUAAACCUUUUAAGUGGUAUCUGGAAAACGUCUACCCGGAACUUAGGGUGCCUGACCACCAAGACAUAGCCUUUGGGGCUUUGCAGCAAGGCAGUAACUGUUUGGACACCUUGGGCCAUUUUGCAGAUGGUGUUGUAGGGGUCUAUGAGUGCCACAACGCUGGCGGAAACCAGGAAUGGGCGUUGACUAAGGAUAAGUCAGUUAAACACAUGGACCUGUGCUUGACUGUUGUAGACAGAGCCUCAGGCUCUCAAAUAAAACUGCAAGGAUGUAGAGAGAAUGACAGCAGACAGAAAUGGGAGCAGAUUGAAAACAACUCCAAGUUGAGACAUGUAGAAAGCAACCUCUGUUUGGACAGUCGAAGUGCCAGGACUGGUGGUCUGACAGUAGAAGUCUGUAGCCCAUCACUGAGUCAACAGUGGAAAUUCACACUGAAUCUACAGAAGUAAAAAAAAAAAAAUUCAGUAAAAAUCCAGCACAUACUAAA